AAGAGAAACCCAUCUGAUAGACCAGGAGACCAGGAUUCCGAUGAUUUGUCUGAGAUGGAAUCAGCGGAGAGUUUUGUCACGCCUGGCUAUCCAGGCCCUGACCAAAGUGGAAGUGAAAGCAAAGAAACAUCUGAAGAACUCAACAGCGAUGGCCGUAUUGCUCCCAAACCUGGAGCAAAAGGACAGGCGCCAUCGAGGAGAAGAACGCGAGUGGACACAGACAACAUGCAGCCGCUGGACAGGACCAGCAAGAGCCAGGAGCAAAUCCAAGGUCAAGGCGAGCUUCAGGGAGGCAGAGGACCGACUGAUCCAGAUAGCGAAGAGGAAGAGAUGGCGAGGUCUGGCAGAGCCAGUCAGAGCACACGUCUUAGAACAAAGGCUGAUGAUGCGGACCCUGAUGAAAGCAGGGAGACAUCUUGGCAAAGCUCGGAGGGCAACAAUGGAAAACCGGCUGUGGUGCACAACAGUAAAGAAAGCAGAGAAUACAUCAGCUCUGAAACGUACCCUUUUGAUCCCAGCGGUUCAUCUGCUCCAGUCAAGUCUGCAUGAAGAGCCGCUUCCUUCUAAUGAGUCAGGAGCCACCACGUGUUGACUCACCAGAGGAAAACAGGACGUUUCCAACAAAUACUGGGGAUUUUUCUUUCUUUUUUUUUUUACUACCUCUAAAUAGAAUCUGUGCUUCCAGUUUUUAUAUUUUUUAUCAUGUGAAGAUAUAAAAGAAAAAUAAAGGUUUUAGUUGAAUCUUUUGGUUGGGUGUAAAGCAAGAAUUGGUUGCUUGUAAUGAAAGCUGAUGAACGAAAAAUGUAACCGAGGUUAAUAAAAUGAACUGUAAUGAGCUAAACCGCA
This is a messenger RNA of Fundulus heteroclitus (mummichog), 846 nucleotides long. RefSeq lists its product as uncharacterized. The transcript is spliced from 7 exons. Lineage: Eukaryota; Metazoa; Chordata; Actinopteri; Cyprinodontiformes; Fundulidae. The record is from RefSeq and is a predicted model, not a curated record. The coding region runs from base 55 to 549 and encodes 164 amino acids.